Molecule: messenger RNA, 2141 nt
Organism: Chlamydomonas reinhardtii
Lineage: Eukaryota; Viridiplantae; Chlorophyta; Chlorophyceae; Chlamydomonadales; Chlamydomonadaceae
Exons: 6
Coding region: 210-1655 (481 amino acids)
Molecular function (GO): hydrolase activity
Source: RefSeq, a predicted model, not a curated record
UUAACUAAUGUAAAGUGUAAACGGUAUAGGCUUAGGUUACCGUCAUUCCUGGACUGGCAAUCUGCAUGACAGGCUCGAACCUGCACCCAUCAUCCCACUUUUCCCUCCUGUCCCAACCCAUCCUGCUCGGGGCCGGUCCAAAGUCCUCCCGCCAUCGCGGCCUUAGUUCCCUGUGCUGUCGACCAGCUGGCCUCAAACGCUCUGCAGCUAUGGCCCGGCGCACACCAGUCGCUGCUGACACGGCGCAACGUGCCGGCGUCGCGCCGCCUGAGUCAGACCGCAGCACAGGCGCCAGACCGCACCACAGGCACCCAACGCGGCGGGUUGCGCCCACGCAGCAGCCUGGCUUGCCCGUGCUGCAGCGGCGGCUUCGCUUAGGCGUGGCGCCGCUGCUGCUGCUGCCGGUGCUGCUGCCGCUGCUGCUGCGGGGGCUGGGUCGCUCGCAAGGCCUGCAGCCGGCCUUCGAAGUCACACAGGUAUCGUCGCCAGGCCCGCCGCCCUUGCCGCCUGCGACCGCUGAAGUCACAACGACGCACUCAGCGACGCCAGCCAAGACCGCCUCAUCAGGUGCAGCAGGUGCCAGGGCAGCCGUCACCGGCGGGUCAGGUGGUGAGGGUCUAAGUGGCGGUGGUGGCGCAGGGGGCCGCAGCAACAGUGUGGGACCCAGCGCACUACCUAUUGGUGGCAUGGCGAGUGAUAAGGCAAGCAGCAACAGCAGCAGCCUCGCCCGCAGCCCGGUGCCUGUGCCGCUGGGCAGUAUCCCCUGCCUGCGCACGCGGCCGCCGCCGGAGCUGCAGUGGCCGGUGAUGCACAUGCGGUGCGCGGCCGAUGGCGUGGUGCAGGUGACCGAUGAGCUGGACGAGUACGGCGCGUUGCACCGCACCCUGCUGCACCGGCCCUUGAGGGGGGUCAACAGCAGUCACCUGGCGUGGUGGUUUGGCACCGCGCUGCCGUCCACACUGUAUUUCCGGGGCCGGGCCUGGGACGCCUACAAGCUGUGGCACCCAGUCGACCACAUUUUCUUUGAGCGGACCACGCUGCCCGACCCUCGGCCGCCCCAAUCGCCUGCCGAGGCACCCAGCAGGACCGGCCCCGUCGAGGGCCCCGGUAGCGGCUCGCUGCCGGCAAUCCACAUCGUGGAGCGCUUCCGCACGCCCGCUUACAACGCCACCAUCGUAGACAGCAGCCGCGGCACCGCCAUUGGCAACGGUGGAAACAGCACCAGCACCAGUACCAGCACCACCACGAGCACUAGCACCAGCACCAGUACCAGCACCAUCACGAGUACCGGUAGCGAUAAUAGCCAGGGCGCGCCACUGCCGCCCGAGUACCCCCUGGACAUGACGCUGGUGCUCAAUGACACGCAGAGCAACAUGCAUCGGCUGCUCUUCUACAUGGGCCCGACGGUGAUGCAGGAACUGUCACACACGUGGGAGGACUCACCAGAGGGCCUGCUCAUCACCUCCAGGUUUAUCCUCGGCGGCCGCAACCCCUCUGCCGCCGUCUUCAACGGGGCCGCUCGCGCCGCCGCCUUCCCGCCGCCGCGGCUGCAGGCGUGGCUGGCGCAUUGCGUGGAGGAGUUUGGCAACUUUCCGUAUUUCCUGCCAGCUGUGUACGACACACAGGCGGCCAUGGUGACGCUGAAGGCGGGGUAGGGAGGCGCUGGAGCGUUCUCAGCGUCUGCGCGCAGUCCGCAAGCCAUUGGAAUAUUGGAAAGUUCUGCAAAUUGUGUGCGCCGUGCGCCUGCGUCGGACAGAAGAACCAACAGCUGGCAAAAACGCACGCGUAAGGGUGGGGGUCCGUCGCUAGCUGUGUAAAUAGGGCGACCUUGGCCAUGGGGAUGUCCUGAUGCCAUCGAAUGUUUGGGGAGGCUCCGCCCUCGCUGUGGUGGGGCGCAGGGGAAAUGCAGGACAAGGUGGUGGGCUGGUGGCAAGGUAUGUAGGCGAGGCCUGGCUAGGCAGGAGGUUGAGAUAGGUUUAGCCCUGGCGGAUGUUGGGGUGACGUACAAGGUGACGUAGCCGCAUUUGAUCGCCUGGGUCCGACUCUGUGGCUCACGCGUGCCAGGGGCGGAAUAAGGGAAGCUCUGGCCAGAACACUUGUGCCUGCCCUUGCCGGUACGCGUGCCAUCAACCCAUCGACCA